CAUGAGAGGCACGACAUGGAACAAUGAGUCCAAAGGUCAAGAAAGCAAAACUUACAACAACAAAUUGAGUGUAUGUGUGCACUUUGAAAAAGUGUAAUGUUGCUUGUGAUUUUAAACACCAGUGAAUCUUUAAUCUGCUGGACGGCUUGACCUAAAGAAGUGCUUUAAAACUCCUAUCUAUUUAUAGCUGCACCAGAACUAAUUUCUCUGUUUCCUUGGUAACACUUCUGUGUGAAGCUUCUAUUUUUGAAGCCUCCACCCCAUAUUUAAUCAUUUAUGCUUUGGAGGGUAACUGGCGAUCCAGUUUCCUGUGGAGGAAGCGGAAGGGCAGUGGGUGGGGGAAGAGGAAUGGGAUUAGAGGGAUGCCUGGUCUCUUCUCCUCUCUGUAGUUGGGCCUGCAGUUGCCCAUGUUUCAUCUGACUUAAUUUCAACCGGUCCCCCUCCUCCAUAAUAUCCGGCACCAGAGCAUAGAGCAAACACUGAGUGUUCCACGUCACCACUCCACAUCCUGCAGUUUUCUUCAUUUCUCCCAAUGAUCAGAUCAAAUGAUCAGAACAGAGCAACUGUAGGUGCAGAUCAAGGUUUCUAAUUUGUUGCUUAACAGUGGACCACUCACUGUAACAUUAAAUACACUUUGUUUUGUUCCUCUGGCUUAAGCCUUCAAAGUUUUUCCUGUGGAGGCUAAUACAAAGGAACUACUUUGUAUUAGCCAUACACAUUCCAGGAAAUUGUUCCUCCGUCGUAAGCUUGCUGAGGUGCUCCAUGCAGGAGAGAUCAGGAUUUGCUCAAUGUCAGUUUUCCCCUCUGAGUGCUGCACAGCAGUUGGCCGGAAUGAAAUGCUGAAAAUAGCAACUGUGCUGCCUCUCCUGCAAGUAGUAUAGGGAGUGACGUAGUGAGCCGGUAAAGGCAAAGCAUUGCAUCCUGGAAGAGGGAAUUGUGACACAGUAGUGUGUUAGGUUGGGUCAGAGCUUUUGCGCAUAUUGAGUUAAUUCAACAUUAAGUCAACAGUCAUUUCCCAGAAGUUGCACAGCCAUUUAGAUAAAAACAUUCUGCUUCAACAUCGGAGUAACAUCAUUUCCUGUAUGCAUGACAUUGAUUGAGCUUUUUCUUUCAUUUUUAUUAUUUGUCUGUUUUUCCCUGCCUGGACCUGUUAUUUAAUUGCAGAAGUAUGGACCCAAGGUCUUUGGUUUAUGUUCUUUUCAUUUAGUGUGUAUAAAGUAACUCAUGCAUUUGUCUAGGCAAGGACAAUUUAAACAAAGUACCAUAAACAGCUUUUGUGAUUAUAAUUGUGGUUUGGUGUAAAACAUUUUCCAUUUAGGGAUUUUGUCAACUAAUUUAUUAUGAAAGGACUGAAUUCUUUAAGAAAAGAUUGGGAGACAUUUGUAUUAUUUCUGCCUUUGCACAACAAAAUUACAAAAUGAUUAAACACUUAAAUUAAUCAGGAGUGAUUUCAGUCCCCAAGAGUGCACGUCUGAUCUUUCACUGCCACUGCGUGAAGGACAAUCAUUCAUCAAUAUCAUUAGAACCAACAACAGGAUAAAGGGAACCCUUUGGAUUACAUUACAAAGGGUGUCCAAACCAGGAUUGUUUCCACUAGAUUAUAAAAGACUUUAAGCAUCUGCAGAGUGAUCAGGACCUCCGAGAGAAACAGCCAGAUUCUCUUGUGUUUACACAAUCAAAACAGUGUGAAAAAAGAUCAUUUCAGUGCAGGUACUUUCCUUAUUUGGAGGGAAAUUUAUGUGGGUUAAGUGAGAGAUUGAGAAAUAGAAGAAAAGCUUGAGUCUCACUCUACAUGGGUAAAAGUAGGCAACCCUAUGUGAAGCUGAUAUCUGGGAUCUGAUCAGAAUAUCUCUAAAACGUACCAUUAGUCUAACUUUAUACAGAGGUGGUAUCAGCUCCUCUGUGCUUAUUAGAGUCAUCUCAGAUGGACCAUCAUGCUAAAAUACAGUUAAGUCCAACAAAGACUUAACUGUAUUUUAGCAUGAUGGUCCAUCUGAGUCCAACAAAGACUUUAGAGCAGUAGCUGCUUACCAAACAGCUUGUGUCCUUCCCCAUCUAUGCAUUGUUCAAUAAAGCUACUGCUAUUUGGUUGUGUCUUACUGUGCUUCUUCGGUCUGUGCCCUCCAGGUGUAGACUUUCUCCUGCAGGUAACUGGGUACAGCUGACUCCACACUGUUCAGCUGGAGCCAAGUAGGGGUACCUGGUAUAAGAUACUUUGGACUACACACUCUUUGUGAUCUGUUAGCUCUGAUCUGAUUGAUGUUCUGCAGUCUGUGUCUUCCCUACAGUGGUAGAUGUCUGAGUGACCUCUGGAGAAUUAGGAACUCAGCGUACUGUAACUGUUACUCAGACUGGCGACCAGGUUGAGUGUAAACAUUCGGAGUAGCUAACUAAUGCAAAACAAACGCAGUGUAAAAAUAUAUGAAAUGCCAUAACUAAAUGUAAAAAUAAAUUGAUUCACCCAAAUUGGCUUAAGUCACUUUAAAAUAUGUCUUACUGUGCAUCAGGUAGUCUGGUAAAUGCCAGCCUGCUCAGUCUGCUUCUGUUUUGUUUUGUUUUUACCAGGAACAUCAUUAAUUAUUAACCUUAAUUAAAUUAUUUUUGAAGGUAAAAUACUAUGAAUACAUUUUCAUUUUUUUAAACAUUCACUAUAAUUCAUCAAACCGGUCUUCUGCUCUUAGCAUGUUGUUUAUUGCUGUUUCUUACAAACUGCUCCUGUUUUCUCAGAGAUAUACCGAGGAAUGAUAACUGUAACUGGACGCACUAACCUUAGCCAAACAGAUACCCUGCACAUGGGAGGAUUUGCAAACAGCUGUCAAGCAACACAGAGAAGAAGACCUUGGUUUCUAAAUGACAUUGUUUGUUCAAGCACAGUCGUCUGAAAGUGGAGAUGUCAUCCAAAACGCUGAGCUCUGGUAGCAUCGCUCAGGCCAGGCGGACGGUGCAGCAGCUGAGGAGAGAAGCUCGCAUCGAGAGGAUAAAAGUGUCUAAAGCUUCAUCAGACCUGAUGCGAUACUGUGGAGAGCAUGCCAAGAAUGACCCUUUGCUAAUGGGCAUCCCAACUUCAGAGAACCCCUUCAAGGACAAGAAGCCUUGCACCGUUUUGUAGCUGAAGAUCCACACUCUCACUUUUCAAAACUCUUAUGUGACAUAGCUGAUAGUUGUGAAGGUAGCUUGCCUAAGGGCUUCUGUGGCUGUCUACCUUUUCCACAUAUACCUGCUAAAACAGAUAAUACCAAAGAACAGGCAGAUAUCUAAAAGGCCCUGUGGUUGCCACGAUGUUCAGCUGAUGCCUUAGAAAACCGUGGGUUAACAAUCACCAGUAAUGAUCAAGAAGAAAUUAUCACUAUGUUGUUCAUUUUAAGACUGCAUCAAACAGCAGUCUCCAUGUUCCAUAUAGAAUGUGGAUCCAUAUCAACAUACAUAGAAAAUAGUUGGACUUUCCUCUGACCUUAAUUCAAACACCUCACUGAUACUGAAAAUAUCUAACUUGGAAUCUUCUUCACUGAGUGACUGCAGCCUGUGCAAAGUUUGGUAUUUUCAGUAAUGCGAUCUGGACCAGACAGAGUUUCUGACCUGCUGGUCACCAGCUAGGGCCCGUCAAACUCAAAAUCGACAAAUUGUAUCUCUAGGUGGCGUGUUUAGUUUGAAUAAAACAAACCCUGCUGUCAUUGCUCUGGUAUUCAAACGGUGUAAAUUGAGAUUAUUGACUCCCACUCUGCUUAAAAACAAACUGCAGUCUAGUUCAGCGGAACUAUGAACUCAGAAUGAACCAAGUCAACCAGAAAAAAACUCCUUACUUAUUUCUUGUUUCUUUGUUCUGUUACUAUUCAUUAUAUGCAUCUAAAAGUAAAUGGCAACAUCAUUGCUGGGUAUGAUGAAUACAACUGUGGUUCUGAAACCUAUUCCUAUUUAUGGGUGAAUUCUUGCCAUUAUUUUUUAUCUUUUUACACAUCUAUAAUUUUCUUUGUGAUCUACCCACUGAUUACUUUAACAGUGCCGUUUAAAUAGUCCAGGUUUCUAGAGUAUUUAAGCUGGACUGUUAAAGCUCUGUGGAAGCUAGUUUGCAGAUGACUGUUAUACUUUGCAAUAUUCUUUGCUCUUAGCUUCCAUAUAUAUUCUGUAUUAACAUGGCUUUAAUUUGCAUGCUUGUACUCAAGAACUGCUGUUACAGGUUUAUCUGUCACACUCUUAAUCCUGAAACCAGACAUUAACUCUUAUACCUACAUUUUUCAGCCACAUAAGUGCUCUAGGGUGAUACUGUGAACAAUGAAGGCUUUGAGCAUGUGUUGGCUUCACUGUGUAACGGAUUGGUUAUUGAUUAUUUGCAUUAAUUAAACGUUCUGUUAAGAAGUA
This is a messenger RNA of Girardinichthys multiradiatus, 4356 nucleotides long. It is a transcript of the gene gng12b, whose product is annotated as guanine nucleotide binding protein (G protein), gamma 12b. The record is from RefSeq and is a predicted model, not a curated record. Gene Ontology annotation, biological process: G protein-coupled receptor signaling pathway. Bases 2891 to 3109 code for a protein of 72 amino acids. The transcript is spliced from 3 exons. Gene Ontology annotation, molecular function: G-protein beta-subunit binding. NCBI's taxonomy places the organism in Eukaryota, Metazoa, Chordata, Actinopteri, Cyprinodontiformes, Goodeidae. Gene Ontology annotation, cellular component: heterotrimeric G-protein complex.